Molecule: messenger RNA, 3760 nt
Organism: Lates calcarifer (barramundi perch)
Lineage: Eukaryota; Metazoa; Chordata; Actinopteri; Centropomidae
Gene: orai2
Product: ORAI calcium release-activated calcium modulator 2
Exons: 3
Coding region: 365-1177 (270 amino acids)
Biological process (GO): store-operated calcium entry
Cellular component (GO): membrane
Molecular function (GO): store-operated calcium channel activity
Source: RefSeq, a predicted model, not a curated record
CAACACGCCCAACCGGAAGCCUUUCUAAACGGACUAGAGUUUUCCUCGCCUUCCGCGAUUCUCCGGUCCAAACGACCCGAAACGAGAGAACCGAUACCUGGUAAACUUGAGCUGGCAGAGAAGAAAACCAGUACUCAGGUAUGCAGAGCAUGGCGAUGGAUAGUAACGUUAUUCCAGACCCUGCCUCAAUUUCUGGAGCGGAACGGCGGUAGUACUGAUAAGUGCGACCGAAGAGCGGAAGUUGUUAAACCAAACACUUGGAGUGGUCCGGACAGUUCAUUUGUUGUACUGUGCAGCGUGGAGAGAAGACACUCUCUUGGAGUUUGUCUCUUCAACUCAAAAGGCACUUCGGCAGACAGGUGCCAUGAGCAGUGAACUGAACGUGCCCAUGGGUUCCCCUGCCCCAGGGGUCUCAGAGCGGGCUCCAGAUAGCGGGGGGAUGGACUACAGGGACUGGGUGCGGCGCAGUUACCUGGAGCUGGUCAGCUCCAACCACCACUCGGUGCAGGCCCUGUCCUGGAGGAAACUCUACCUGAGCCGGGCCAAGCUGAAGGCCUCCAGCAGGACUUCUGCACUGCUCUCUGGCUUUGCAAUGGUUGCCAUGGUGGAGGUGCAGCUGGAGAUGCAGUACAGUUACCCUCGUGUGCUCCUCAUUGCCUUUAGUGUGUGCACCACCGUGCUGGUGGCGGUGCACCUCUUCGCUCUGCUGAUAAGCACUUGCAUCCUACCCAAUGUGGAGGCUGUCAGCAACAUCCACAACCUCAACUCCGUCAGCGAGUCGCCCCAUGAGCGCAUGCACCACUACAUCGAGCUGGCCUGGGGCUUCUCCACGGCCCUGGGCAUCUUGCUGUUUUUAGCAGAGGUGGUGCUCCUCUGUUGGAUCAAGUUUCUGCCCGUAGAUGCUGGCGGGGCCAAAAAGGCAACUACCUGCAUCCCCCCAACAGCCACCACUGUGACAAAGACCACAGCAGCCUCCCCGCAGAACAGCGGCUGGCAGGCUGCGCUGGCCUCCACCAUCAUCAUGGUCCCAGUGGGGGUGAUUUUUGUGGUGUUCACUAUACACUUCUAUCGCUCUCUGGUGCGCCACAAGACAGAGAGACACCACCAGGAGAUUGAGGAACUGCACAAGAUUAAAGUACAGCUGGAUGGCCAUGAGAGAGGCCUCCAGACUGUGUGAUACUAUGACGGCAGCUUUAAGAACUUCCCUUUGUAUGCCAUAUUUAUCAAGCCCUCUCACUUCUCUGACAUUUGGUCUGGUCAUUGUUUUUGCCUUGCUUGGACUCACUGGCAGUGAGCUAUUAAAGCUCCUCACUUUGCAGUACAAACGGACGAUACAUGUCAGACUGCUAAUUUAUUCUUAAGGUAAAUUUGCAUUGUAGGAUUUUUGUGCGGUGAGCUAGCCUGUGUAUUAGAUCUGUAAUAUGUGUUGGUCAAGGAUAAUGUGAAAAGGUUUACAGAAAAAGGGCUAUUAUGUUCUAUGUGCCAUUUUGUUUUUGCCAUGUUUGUGUUUUCAUGGUCAGGUUAGGUGGGGACAGUGGUUCCAUUUAGGAUCUGGUUCCAGAUUCACUCCGAUCCCAAUGAAUCUCUUGUUGAAUAUACUAUCUCUCCUUACUUCUUAUUUGCAAACAGCAAUUUUGAAGUUAAAUAGGUCACGGGCUUCUCAUUUUUGCUGUUACUGGCCUUCACUAUCGCCAGCAGAAAUGGCUGCCAGUAGCUCAGAGUAAUUAACAUUAAUGCCAUGAAUACCUUGCCACAAUGGCAAAAUUUAACAUUUGCUCUCUGCAAGCUGGUGUUUGUGUUUGGCCAAAGAUUAUUUGUAGGCGAAGAAGAACCACUCUUGAAUGACAUUCAAUAUGGAGUGGACUAUGGUAUAUUUUUUGGCAGUUUAACAAUACCAACAGAGUGGUGUGCCACUCAAGUAUCUCAUGAAGAAUAAGGAGUGCCAAAGUAUGUGUUACAAUUUCAAAUUUCAAUGUGUUAAGAUAAAUAUACAAUCAAUAUUUAGUAUUUAUUUCAUUUUCAAAGCUGCAAGUUAUGAAGAUUACUUAGACCACCACUAAAAACUGUUUCUGUCUUGUCAGUCUACAAAAGCUUAUUACAGAUUUGAUACAUUUUUAGGAAUAUAUUUGGUUACUUGUAAAUGUUAAAAAAUUAAAUGAAUUCAAUGAGGGAUUCAAAAAGAUUUGGAUUUCUUAGGUGUUAGGAUUCACAUUUCCCAUGAAACUGAGCUUGUUUGAAAUGUAAAAAGUUGAGUCAUGCAUUACACUGCAACCAGCUUGAUGUCUGCUUCACUCAGUGACUGACUGAGUGCAUUUCUACACCAUGUAUGUGCAGGUUUAUUGCAGCAUGGUGAGAAAUGAGUGCCAGGAGUGAUAAACUGUAAAGUCUUAAAAAGUGUUGCAUUCUUGUAAAAUAGCAGGGAGGUUGGUGUCACUGUUUUUAUGUCCAAAACCUCACACAAGCCUCAAAAGUUUUGUCAUUUAUUAUCCUUCAAAUAGCUUUCAUUGUCUUUUACCACAGAUCCUGUGUAAAAGGUGUCAAACCAGUCAACUCUGCAUACUGAUGCUGCUCAAAAGUGCUUAAAAAUGAAUGUGCUACUGUCCAAAUAUAGUUCUGCCUUACAGAAUUAUUGCCUUUUAUGAACUACUGUUUUGCUAAAGGUCACAACACAAGCAGAUCUUUUUCUGGAAAUGUAGUUGAGCAAAAGUCAGAAUGGUGAAGAGUAUGACAUGAGGAUGGAACAGUCAGAGAGCACAUGUUUUAAUCAGCCUGACCUUGUUGACCUUCAGUUUAUGUUUUAAAUAUUGCAGAUCUUUCAGAAAAUGCGGGUUAACUGAAAGAAUCAGGAGAUGGCAGUUUCUUGGACGAGGUCAUACUGACUAUGUUACUGUGUUUAAAAAAGCAAAAUGUACCAACCUAUUAUCACAUUCCAAAUAAGAUUACUGACCAAAGUGUUGCUCAGUUGUUUGUUUCUUGCCUCUCGGAAGAGACAAAAAGUGCACUUGUAGUUUAGUUGUACAGUGAGUGUCUUGCCGGGGUUCUUAUCUUGCUUUGUCUUGUGUUGGUGGAUUUGUGCUUCUUAAAUGAAUACUGCAGAGGUCACAGAGACAGGUGUUGGACGAUGAAAUUCACAGCCUGCAACAGACUUCAAAAAUUAAAUAAAAAAAUAUAUAUACAUAUAUAAAGUUUUCAUUGUCUCUUGUGUGUCUAUAACCACUCACAGCCUUUCAAAAGCAGAGUAUGUGUGUUUUUAGUGUUGUGCCAGAACAGAUACUUUGUUCUCAGCCUUUGCCAAAAAUAUGAUGGUCAUAGGAAGUAACGGUACUUAAGAAAAAUCAGAAAUCUAAUAUAGAAUACACUACAUAAAAUAUACAGCCCAGGCUGUAACUAUUUGGACAGUUACACAAUGUUUUGUUUGUCUUCAUCAUUGUGAGGAGGGUUACUUUUAAAAUGAUUAUAGAGUACAUGCCUUUACACAUAAUUUGAAAUGUAUUCUGUUAGAUCACUCAAGGUCAGUAAGGUAUUUUAAAUGCUUUGGGUUACUUCAAUAUUGUGUAUUGUGUUAUUAUUGCAUGUUACACUGUGACUCAAUGUGGCAAUUCACACAAUACUGCUACAAGGUGAUAUGGUGAUCAAGCUGUUAAAGAUCGCCCUGUCAAGAAACCAUAAGCAACUGGCAGCAUGCUGUGCAGCUGUUUUUGUAAAAACAGCAAAAAGCGAUUAUCUUCCUACUUUUACAGUAAAAUAUUGAUGAAAAGAC